Molecule: messenger RNA, 3662 nt
Organism: Stegostoma tigrinum
Lineage: Eukaryota; Metazoa; Chordata; Chondrichthyes; Orectolobiformes; Stegostomatidae
Product: vasoactive intestinal polypeptide receptor-like
Exons: 13
Coding region: 562-1905 (447 amino acids)
Biological process (GO): cell surface receptor signaling pathway; adenylate cyclase-modulating G protein-coupled receptor signaling pathway
Cellular component (GO): plasma membrane
Molecular function (GO): vasoactive intestinal polypeptide receptor activity; G protein-coupled peptide receptor activity; peptide hormone binding
Source: RefSeq, a predicted model, not a curated record
UGGGCCGAAGGGCCUGCACUGUGCUGUACUGCUCUAUGUUGGAAAGAAGGGUUAUACCCGAAACGUUGACUGCUCCUUUCCUUCUGGUCUGCUGUGGUCUUCCAGCCCCCUGUUUGUCUGUCUGCCUUGGAUUCCAGCAUCUGCCGUUUCUUUUCUGCCUCUAACACAGGGCUGUCCAGUGUCAGGUACCUGAUAGUCCCACCCCCAGAUCGUGGGGCUGUAGUUGGUGCAAAGCGAGGUGGCUCAGUCCCUGGUUGGCGGCUGCUUCUGUCUAUCAAAAGGAGAAUCAAUAUACAAUAAGAGACACCCAAACCUGGUCUCGGAUCAGAGACUGUGGAGGCUCCUGGAGCUGACCGGAAGCCAGAAUCUACGGCUCUCGUUGCUGUGUGUCAACUUGUGUGUUUUAGUUUUUGUUUAACAAUUAGGAGAUGUUUGGCCUUUGCCUUGCGACAGAAGCAGUAGCUCAGGCGGGGGAAGGAUGAGCGCAGACCCGGCGUGCUGGAGAGCCCCCGCCGCUGAACGAGUGCAGCUCGAAUUUCCGAGCGGCGCAAGACGGACCGAAUGGAGUUCGCUCAAGUUUGCGUGUUGCUGGCGGCGCUGCUAGCGCACAGCGCAAUCCCCCGGGUGCUGUGUAUGGUCCCUGCCUGUGAGAUUAUGCUGAGGGUCACACAGCUACAACAGGAAUGUUUCCUGAAACUGAGUACAGACAAUCAGAGUUCAGAGACAGGAUGUCGAGGAAUGUGGGACAACCUCACAUGCUGGCCAUCAGCACAGGUCGGGGAGAUUGUGGUCAUGCCUUGCCCAUUGCUGCCUGCACUUUUCCUGGACGUGGAAGCUAACGUCAGCAGGAACUGCACGAGCCAGGGUUGGGCCAGUCUCUCGAUCCCAUACAUCCUGGCCUGUCGAUACAACAACACCGCCGUGCCAACUGUCAAAGAGAGGGAUUUCUAUCAAGCUGUGAAGACCGGUUACACCAUUGGGCACAGCUUAUCCCUCGGUGCUCUGAUGACUGCGAUUAUUAUCCUUUGCAUUUUCAGGAAGUUGCACUGUACACGGAAUUAUAUCCACAUGAAUUUAUUUAUGUCCUUCAUCCUGAGGGCCAUCGCUGUCUUUAUCAAAGACCUUGUCUUGUUUGAAGCUGGCGAAUCAGAUCAUUGCUUUACACCCUCGAAUGGUUGCAAAGCAGCAGUGGUGUUCUUUCAUUACUGCAUCAUGGCAAAUUUCUUCUGGCUCCUGGUGGAAGGUCUCUACUUGCACACGUUACUGAUUAUUUCGUUCUUCUCAGAGAGAAAGUACUUCUGGUGGUACAUACUUAUUGGCUGGGGGACUCCAAUGCUGUUUAUUGUCACCUGGACCAUUACUCGAGUACAUUAUGACAAUGAAGGAUGUUGGCUCAAUAUUGACUCUCCGUACUGGUGGAUCAUUCGGGCUCCCAUUCUGGUCUCUAUCUCGGUAAACUUUAUUCUCUUCAUCUGUAUCAUUCGAAUCCUGGUUCAAAAACUCCACUCACCAGAUGUUGGGCUCAACGAUAUCAGUCAAUAUUCGAGGCUCACAAAGUCAACUCUUCUGCUGAUUCCCCUUUUUGGAAUCAAUUACAUCGUAUUUGCAUUCUUCCCAGACAACUUUGAAGUGAAAAUAAAGCUAGUUUUUGAUCUCAUUCUCGGGUCUUUUCAGGGUUUCAUUGUAGCCGUGCUGUACUGUUUCCUGAAUGGAGAGGUUCAGUCGGAGCUGAAGAGGAAGUGGAGGCGAUGGCAUGUUGAGAGGUACGUGGGAGGAGACCUGAAGUACCACCAUCCGUCCAUGGGCAGCAAUGGCACCAACUGUGCCACCCAGGUCUCAAUGCUUACCAAGUGCAGUCCUAAGACACGAUCGUUGAGCUUUCAAGCCGAGUCUUCCACUGCGUAGCGUGAGGCACCUCAACUUCCAGGGUUUGAUCGAACAUUAAAUCUCACGCUAUCCUGAGGAGAAACCCGACAAAAAGAAAUGAUACAGCGAAGCUUCGUAACACCGAGUUGACUUGAUACCCGACAUUCCUGAGGAAAUGAAGCACAUCUUCCCAAAAAGUGGAUAUUGAUCAGUAUUCUGUGUCUAAGAAUUGCACUGCUUAAAAAAAGUGGGGGCAACCAUCUUGAGAUGGGGCAAGAUUGGCUUUGCAUUUGAUGGACAAUCACAGGAAGCCACAUCUCAAAGAUUUCAAUGAUUGACAAAUUGACAAAGGUAAAUUAUUGUAUCGUUGCACAGUUUUUGCGGAACUCAAUCCUCAAAUUCUCUCCCUACGACCAACUGCCUCUGUACCUUAUUUUCCCCCUAUCAGACACUCCUUAAAACCUACCUCUUUGGCUGAGCUUUUAGUCAUCUUCCCCGAUGUCCCAUGUGUAGCGUUGAGUCAUUUUUUGCUUUCUAAUGCUCCUGUAAAGCACCUUACAGACAUAGAAAAUAGGAGCAGGAGCAAGGUAAUGAUCUCCUAUAAUCUGUUCCAUCAAGCAGAAGAUGCAGAAGCCUGUGCACACGCACAAACAGAUUCAGGAACAGCUUCUCCCUGGCCAUUAUCAGACUGAUGAAUGGACUCUCUAGCCUCAAAUAAUGUUGAUCUUGCAAACGUUGAUCUCGCCUAGUGCACACACUGUGCAAUAUAACCUGUAUGCCUUUGUCUAAGUUGUUUUGAUCUGUACAUCGUUGCUUACUGUGAUCUGCCUGUACUGCUUGUAAACAAAGCUUUUCACUGUGCUACGGUACACGUGACAAAAAAUCAAUCAAUCAAUAUGAUCAUGGCUGGCUAUCCAACUCACUGUCUCCCCAUACCCUUCAAUCCCUUUAGACCUAAGAAUUGUUUAUCAUGUGAAAGGCACUGUAUAAUUACAGGUUGUUGUCUGUAAACCAGGUUUGAGAUGCCUGUUCUUGAAACAAGAGGCAAGAUCACAGCUUUCUUCUGUGAAAUUCUUUCCAUUUUGAUUAAUCUGUUUUUCCACAAGUUGAUGCCAGUACUGGAGGGUGUCUCACGGGGGGCAUACAAAAUGAAGUUGGGCAAAUUUACCAUCAGGGUAUUAUAGAAACAUAGAAUCCCUACAGUGUAGACACAGGCUGUAUGGCCCAUUGAGUCCACCCAGACCCAUCCCCGACCCUGUCCCUGUAACCCUGCAUUUCCCAUGGCUAAACCACCUAACCUAUGCACCCCUGGGUACUACGGGCAAUUUAGCACAGCCAAUCCACUUAACCUGCACAUCCUUGGACUGUGAGAGGAAACCGGAGCACCCAGAGGAAAUCCACGCAGACAGAGGGAGAAUGUGCAAACUCCACACAGUCCAUUGUGCAGUCCAUGUUUACAGUUUUGAAAAAUUGAAUCUACUUCAGUAAAUAAAACAACUUUAUAGGGAGCAGAUUUUUCUCCUCCUCAACGUGGACUCUCAAUUUAUGCUGGUGAUUUUUUUUUGAUCUUCAAUAACCUUUUAUUCUUUGAUAGGAUGUAAGCAUGACUGACUAGCUAACAUUUGUCCUUGAGAAAGGGACUGGUUAAUGCUGUCAACUCUGGGACUUCAAUUUAGCUAACAAUUGGACUGAUGGGAUCAAAUGUUAUUUUAUGUAUGAAACAGGUUUGAGAAAUCUUAAAAGCAAAAUACUGUUCAUUCUGGAAAUCUGGAAUAAAAAGGAAGGUGCUGAAGAAA